GCUUCCUCUGUAUUGCGAGCAAGCUUCUUCGAUCUUCUUCCUGUGGUUUCGUCUCUAAUAGUAAGUUUGUUUUGGUACUUUUCAAAGGUUUUUCUCGAUCUCAAAGUAGAUAGAUCAGAAUCAAGCAAAGAGAUUGAUAAUUAGGUUUAGGAUUCGAAAUUUGUUGUGAUGUUUAGGUAAUCGGAACCAAUGGAAUCAUUGCAUUGAGUAGGAACCCUAAUUUUGGGGGACUGUGGAGUAGUGUAAAUGAGUGAUUAGAUCAGAAGAACCAGUUUCUUGUCGAAGCUUCAAUGGAAGAAACGGUUAAAAACUCAAGCAGUGAUGGUGAGUGGACAGUGGUUUUACCUAGUAAAGGAAGACAAGUAAGAAGAAGAAAAUCGAAACCUAAAGGUCCAGCAGAAGAAGAAGAGCAACCAUGGAAAUCUGAUGAUCUUGAAAUUGAUCCGAAGAGACAAGCAAGACUAAAGCAGAAGAUGGAAAUCUCUUUGAAGAAAAUCGAAAGCUCGAAUUUUUACGCAGCAUUCUUAGAGCAGCUUAAGUCUCCUGAGGUUUCGGACAAGAUUCGCCUCGUGUUAGGCAAUGAAACACAGUUGCAGAUGGUGAUGUAUGGUAUAGGCAGCAUCGAGUCAUAUGAAUCUCCGAGGUUUCAGCUGAGCAUUGCGAUAUUGAUGAAGAGAGAGUUUGAUUGGGUUGGUGAUAACAUUGAAGUGUUUGAUCCAGUUCUCUCUGCAACUGAAUCUUGUUUCUUAGAAUCUUUGGGAUGCACUGUUCUAUCUGUGAAUGAGCAAGCUCGUCGAGAAGCUUUAAGGCCUACUCUUUUCUUUAUGCCACACUGUGAAGCCAAUUUAUACGGCAACCUGUUGGAAGCAAAUUGGAGAAUGGAUCGAUUGUCUAGAAUCGCAUUGUUUGGGAACAGUUUUCAGAUGUAUGAGGAGCAAGUUUCGUUUGACCCAGAAGUCAUCUGUGCCACCAAACGAAUCAUAGCUGCACAAAGAGUCACAAGCGAGUUUGCUAUUGAGACGGUAUCUGAAGAUUAUUUUGCAGCGUUCCAUGAUUCAAGCUGGCAUUUUUUCAGUUCUGGUAUAGAUUCAGAGCUGCCAUUGUUGGUUUCAGAGGAAUUUUAGAUCAUUGUUUCAAAUGCUCUUUGAUUUUCAUUUGUGUAACAUUUUGCUUCUGUCUUUUUUCUCCCUGCAUAAUCUUAGCCAUCAAGGGAGAGGAGGACAAACCAAUUGAAGUUGAUGACUUAUCAAUGCAGUCAAUAAAAUUUAAUGUUUGUC
Messenger RNA from Arabidopsis arenosa, 1277 nucleotides. The record is from the annotation of a GenBank genome assembly. Lineage: Eukaryota; Viridiplantae; Streptophyta; Magnoliopsida; Brassicales; Brassicaceae.